Molecule: messenger RNA, 660 nt
Organism: Rubroshorea leprosula
Lineage: Eukaryota; Viridiplantae; Streptophyta; Magnoliopsida; Malvales; Dipterocarpaceae
Source: the annotation of a GenBank genome assembly
UAAAAAAGAAAAAGAAAAAGAAGACCCACCCAUGAGUGACAGCAAUGCCACGCUUUUACCGCCGCGCAUACCGCUGGUGCCCCAAACCGUCCCUAUAAAAUAUAUCCCAAAGCCACUUUCCAUGAAUGCCAAUUGCCACAACCGUUGUUCCUCAGUUUACGGUGCCGUCAACAUGGCUGCUGCCGGCGGACUCUUCCGAUCCGUCUACGAAGUGUGCAUCUCCGGCAGCGACAGGGACAUAGAGAACCGUCCCUACCACCGCAACUGCGGCUGCGCGCUUCACAGCAGAUCUCGUGGGACCUGUCCUCACGCUUCCCCCAAAUCCAACAACGUAUCGUACCCCAUGAGAAGGUCGAAGAGUGAAGGAUGGCUUGUCAUGGCAACAACCCCUAACCAUUCAAUUACCUCGCAGGCAGAGUCUUCAUUGGAGAUCAAGGAAAAUCUUUACAAGAUUGAUGAACUGAAUAAAUCAAAUAUUUGAUCAGUUUGAUUUGAAUAAGCUGAGGUAAUGAAUUUUUUUGGAUUCAAAGGGUUUCGUCAUGUGAACAUCUUGAUAUUCUGUACAUGCAUGUUCAUAUAGAAAUGAUCCUUUGAUCUGUAUAUCUAGUUCUAUUGUAUGUGUUGCUUAGUAUAUUUCAUCAAUAAAGGAGAUAAUUACGU